AUAAUGUAUGAGAUGUCGAUCAUAGAUUAAUUACGUGGUGGCAGUCCUGCACGUGUUGGGUCAUCCCACCGUGUGAAGCCAAUCUCAAUCUCAAUGGCUUCGUAGAACUUUCAAACCUUCGACUCCCCCCUUCUCCCACUUUAUAAGCCCACCUAAACCCUCUCUCUCUCUCUCUCUCUCUCGUGGCGGCAGAAGCAGCAGCAGCAGUAGAGACAUCAUCAUGGGGACCUUGGUAGGUCAUGUGGCACCUGGCUUUGGCUUUCUGGUGAUUGGGUUAUGGCACCUCUUCAACCACAUCAAGCUCUACCGCACGCACCCCAACUCCUACAUCUCCCACCCAUGGUUCUGCGCCCCCAAGCUCAAACACCUUGAGCUCUACCUCAUCAUACUCGGCAGCAUCGCCUCCAUCUCCAUGGAGCUGAUCAUCGGCCCCGAGGCCCACCAGCCCUUCGACGCCGACGGCACCAUCCCCUCCAACCACCUGCACAACUUCGAGCACGCCUCCGUUUCCCUCUCCCUCCUCAUCUACGCCUGGUUCGCCAUCGCCCUCGACCGCACCCGCCCCCGCCCGAGGCUCCACGGCGAGAUGACCAUGCUCCUGGCCGCAGCUGCCUUCGCGCAGCAGCUGCUCAUGUUCCACCUCCACGCCGCCGACCACAUGGGCGUCGAGGGCCAGUACCACCAGCUGCUGCAGGUCGUCAUCGCCGUGUCGCUGGCCACCACCCUCCUCGGCGUCGCCCUGCCGCGGAGCUUCCCCGUGAGCUUAGUCCGGUCGGCCAGCAUCGCCUUCCAGGGCGUGUGGUUCGUCGUCAUGGGCAUCAUGCUCUGGACGCCCAGCCUCAUCCCCAAGGGCUGCUUCAUGAACCGGGAGGAGGGGCACAGGGUCGUCCGCUGCCGCAGCGACGAGGCGCUCCACCGCGCCAAGUCCCUCGUCAACCUCCAGUUCAGCUGGUACAUGGCGGCCACCGCAGUGUUCUCCAUGCUGCUCUACCUCUUCCUAUCGCACUCCUACACCGAGGAGCCGCAGUACCUGCCUCUGGUGGUCAACGACGGAGCUCAAGAGGAGGAGGAAGACUUGGAGUCACAGAAGACGCUGACCGAGUCCGACAGCUUUGUUCCUAUGGGGAAAGGGUUUAGGCCAUUGGAGCUUGAGAGGUAGAGACAGAAAGGAAGUGCGUCUUGGAUCAUCAUCAUAUCGUGUCUCCCACUUUGUUCUUUGUUCUUCUUGUUUGAUCCUUCCGUCUUUCUUUGUACAGCUUAGGAUACUCUUUUGGCUUCCGGUGCUGUGUGUCUCUUCUCCCCAAUGAAUGGAGGAGAUCAAUGCCAGUUGCCAUCAAUCCUUUUCUUGGAAGAGAAUAGUUGGUGUAGCCUUCUGCUGCUAGUUUGAUCAUUGCUUUUUUUCUUUCUUUCUAAGGUAUCAUCAUCAUCAUCAUCUAUAGUGUACUCUGCAACACGGUAGAUUUGUAAGAGUUUGUCUAUGGAUGGGAGGCAAUUCAAGCAGCAAUAUGUUGAUA
Molecule: messenger RNA, 1514 nt
Organism: Musa acuminata AAA Group (dessert banana)
Lineage: Eukaryota; Viridiplantae; Streptophyta; Magnoliopsida; Zingiberales; Musaceae
Exons: 1
Coding region: 221-1159 (312 amino acids)
Source: RefSeq, a predicted model, not a curated record